This is a messenger RNA of Scylla paramamosain (green mud crab), 3966 nucleotides long. It is a transcript of the gene black, whose product is annotated as cysteine sulfinic acid decarboxylase-like. Gene Ontology annotation, molecular function: pyridoxal phosphate binding; carboxy-lyase activity. The transcript has 13 exons. The coding region runs from base 309 to 2129 and encodes 606 amino acids. The record is from RefSeq and is a predicted model, not a curated record. Gene Ontology annotation, biological process: carboxylic acid metabolic process. Lineage: Eukaryota; Metazoa; Arthropoda; Malacostraca; Decapoda; Portunidae. Gene Ontology annotation, cellular component: cytoplasm.
UUAAAGACGAAAAGAACCAGUUCAGUAAUCACCAAACAUACCCAUAUUGCCCCGGGUGUGUGGUCAAUCCUGCCUCCCCACAGUUGUGCUGCGAGGCGACGAGGGGACGGAGAUCCGAAGAACAGCUCAGAGGCGUAUGAUCGAAUCGGACGCAGGGACCAUUAUAAAAGAGAUGAAGGGUUUGCAUCCCGUCAGUGUCUGAGGCGACGCUGUGGUGGUGAUAGGCCAACUCUGCUGCUGUUUCUGCUGCUGGCACUACCAUUAUUUCGGAGGCAGCUGAAAUGGCGCAUGGCCGGAGACUGUAGAAAAUGCUUCGCUCAGAAAGACGAACAGAGAAUAAUUGGAAGAGAACUGUGGAAGAAGACCAGGAAAAGACAGGUGAUGUUCCUGAGCCGUGUGACGAGUCUAGAAAAGGUUCAGAACGUUAUUUACUUUAUCUUGUUUAUCUUUUUUUUUCUCUGAGCUACGGCGCAGCCACACCAAUGCCAUACGGGGUCUGGGAAUACGAGAGAGAGCGCUACCUAUCCCAAAAGUUGAAAGCAAAGGAGAGUAACGAAGACACCACCACCACCACCACUGUCAGUACCCCGAGCCCAGCCAGCCUUGUCAGAAUGGAGGAGAAGUGUGGGUGGGAGACAGGACCUAAUCGAGUGCAGCACGAGACAUUUCUCAAGGCUGUACUGGAUAUGCUCCUGGAGAAGGCCGUGUUUGAGGGAACAAAUCGGAAGAACAAGCUGGUGGAGUGGCAGGAACCGGAGGAGUUGAAGCAGAAGAUGAACCUGGCAGUGCGAGAGGAGGGAAUGACGCACGGGGAGCUGUUCGCCUUGAUGCAGCAGGUGGUCAAGUACAGCGUGAAGACUGGCCACCCUUACUUCAUCAAUCAGCUGUACUCAGGGCUGGACGUGUACGGGCUGGUAGGCCAAUGGGUGACAGACGCGCUGAACCCUUCCGUCUACACCUAUGAAGUGGCGCCUGUCUUCACUCUUAUGGAGAUUGAGGUGCUGUCCGCUAUGGCCUCGCUGGUGGGGUUCGAGCAGCACGACGGCCUGUUCUCACCGGGCGGUUCCAUCUCCAACAUGUAUGGGAUGCUGCUGGCGAGGUACCGCACAUUCCCCGAGAUCAAGAGCAAAGGUUGUAGUGAGCUGGGUCGUCUGGUGGCCCUUACAUCCAUAGACGCCCACUACUCCUUGAAGAAAGCUGCGAUGACCCUCGGCCUUGGUAGCGACAACCUCGUUCUUGUCAACACUGAUGCGGUGGGAAGGAUGGACGUGAAUCACUUGAAGCAUUGCAUUGAAGAGGAAAAGAAGAAGAAAUCCACCAUCAUCAUGGUGUGUGCAACUGCAGGCACAACAGUUUUAGGCGCGUAUGACCCCGUAGCGGCGAUUGCGGACGUGUGUGAGAAGGAAGGCAUUUGGCUUCACGUGGACGCUGCCUGGGGUGGCGGCGCUCUCAUCAGCCCAGCGCUCAGGCAUAAGAUCCGCGGAAUACACAGAGCGGACAGUGUGACGUGGAAUCCUCACAAGUUGCUGGUGGCACCUCAGCAGUGCUCCGUGUUCCUUACUCGACACCCGGGGCUCCUCAAGGCGUGCAACUCUGCCUCCGCUGCAUACCUGUUCCAGAAGGACAAGUUUUACAACACUUCUUACGACACUGGGGACCAGCACCUUCAAUGUGGGAGACGAGCUGACGUCCUCAAGUUCUGGGCAAUGUGGAAAGCUAAGGGCACGUCUGGGUUGGCGCAGCACAUGGAGCGAGUGUUUAGUUUGGCCGAGGAGUUCGCUGGGAUGGUGUCAAGGCGGGGUCGUGGGUGGCGGCUGCUGCAGAUUCCAGAGUGCACCAAUGUUUGCUUCUGGUACCUACCCCCAGCACUGCAUGAUGUCCCUGCCGCAGUGUUGCAGGGCACACUAACCACGCCCGCCGAUCAUCAGCACUUCAAGAGGGUGUCAGCGGUUGCGCCGCGCCUCAAGGAAAGAAUGGUGCGCGAGGGAAGGAUGAUGAUCACUUACCAGCCACUGCGAGGACGACCCAACUUUUUCCGCCUGGUUCUGCAAAGUUCACAGGUAACCUCACAUGACCUCGAGUACUUCAUCAACACCAUUGAAGAGCUGGCGCAGAAUUCUCAGGAGUGAUGUUGUGAUGUAAUAUGUACCAUGUAGUAACUUUUACGUAGAAAUUUUAGUAGUAGUGUACGGUCAUUGACUAACUCCCUUUUUUUGUGACCUUUUUUUUAACUAAGGCUUGAAGAGCGGGUACUAAAUUUGCAGGAGUGAUGUGAUGUAAUAUGUACGUAUCAGCCUUUUACGGUGAAAUCUUAGUAGUGGUCAUUGAUUUACUCCCUCGUUUUAAGCUUUUUUUUUUUUUUUUUCUGGUAGUUUCGUAGGGACUUGGCCUUCAUGGUCAUCUUAGCCUGACUAGUACGGUGUCAAACUUGUCGGGUUUACGUUUCCAUUAUAUUUUUGACAGGUUUGAUCCAGGGAAUGCCUCACGGUCCACUUAUCCCUUCCCUCUCAGAUAGUUUUUGCAGUUUCCAAGACAGGACAUUAGGACAUUAUGAUUUCCUGCAAACAGUUGUGCCCUAUAGGAACUUAGGCAGCGUCUGUUCUUAUGUAUACUCUUCAGUGGUCAUACUUACAGUGUCAUUUGUAUUCUUUAUAUUUUGUAGUCACUGAAAACAUUCUAACGCCGGGUGUAGGCCCGGCGGCUUUUUGGAGCUUCACUUAUUUUUUUGUUUCAAAGCAAAGAUAUUGAAGUACGUGGGCUUGAGGAGCUUCUUUAUUACAAGAGCAGGAUAUCUAGUGACUCUCUAUUACCUCAUGUAACUUAGAUUGUCCAGAGACAACAUAGAUAACCUAUAGUUGUAAAUAAUUGAUGUACAAUGUACUUGUAGCAACUGUAGUGAAUUUCACAUCGUUAAUCGUUUGACUGCUACUGAUACUGUGACGUGUUAUUUUAUUGAGUAACUCUUAGACUUUACUCACUGGGAUGAAAACUACUGGGUUUUGAUUCCAACUACUCAGGGCAUUCCCACUGCUGUCAAUGGUGGCUUUCGCAAUUAUACUCUAAAUUUGCAUUGCCACAUUUCAUCGAAUUUGACACGAAGCCAUAGCAGUCAAAGGGUUAAACGAGUAGUAGUAGUAGUGAUUAUACUGUAUAAUAGUAUCUGUAACAGUGCUAAAAUAUACAUUUCUUGUUGUAAAUGUCAUAGUAGCAGUUGUAUUGUUAUUAUCAUUAUUGUUGUUAUUGUUGUUGUUUCUUUUCUUAUUAUUUAUCUUUUAUUUUAUUUUUUAAUUUUUACUAUUCAUAUUCCUUUUAUUAUUAUCAUCAUUAAUAUUUUUAGUUUCGUCUUAGCUGCACUGGUUUUCUGUCACGGCUAAACAUUUCCUAGUUUCGAUAUCACAUUGUAUUACCACACCGUCAUGCUGCUGCUCUCUCUCUCUCUCUCUCUCUCUGCGGAUGUCCUUAAUUUGACAGCUCUGAUUCGUGUGUGUUUGUGUUUCAUGCAGUGAUUCGUACUACACACUAGCUAUUGCAUAACACGUAUUAUUCAUUAUACAUCAUAUUUCAAGUGCAUUACUGUUCAGUAAAAUAGACGGAGGACCUUUGAUGCUACGGCUUGGAACAGUGUUCCUCAGCCUGCCAUUCUAAUUGGGGAUUGGUUCUCAAAUAGUGAUAGAUGAAUGUAGUAAACUCAGUAAUCAAGUUGUUAGUGUUGAGUCAUUAGUCAGCUUCAAAAGAAGAGAUUACAUUAAUUAAUGUGUAAGGAUGAUAGGUGGAAAUGUUUCAUGAAUAGGCGGUAUGUUUCAUGAAGCCACUUCUACGGGUUGGCCUGAUGGCUUCUUGCAGCUUCCCUUAUGUUCUUAUGUUAUCAAGUUAUACCCAUGGCUUGAAAUACAACAUACCUCUCUUAUUGUUUUGAAGACACCACACUGUUUGCUACAACAUUGUUAAAUUAAACUGAAAAUAUAG